UUGGAGGCUGCAGCCAAACAGAGCCGUGUUUCUGAUGAAGCUCAGGUCAGCGUGACCAGAGCAGCAUCCAUAGAGCCAAGAACCCAGCCAAGCUCUGGACGCCAAACCAGACAUUCGAGACCUGAAGUCAAGCAGAGGACGUUUCUGGAAAACAUGACCCAUCCACCUCCCUCCAGCAUUUUGCAGCCGAUCAGGAUAAAAACCUGGAGGGCCAGAGAAAGCUGCAAACUGUCUGAAGCUGAGAGCGAGAGGCUGGAGGAGGCUCUGGAAGAGGCUGUGAGGGUGGUGUCGUCUUUACUGUCAGUGAACAGAACCAUGGGAACCUUACUGCUGAGCAGAGACAUCAGGAAAUACUGCAAGUUUGUCUGGAGGAAUUCAAGCCUGCUGAACUACAACAGGUGUGGAAGAGUAAAUAAAAACUACAGAACUGAAACGUGUCUGGAAGUCACAAUCCCAGAAGACCAUCUGUCUGGAUGCUACGUUUACCCAGAGAGCGACUCUCCUCGCAGAACCGUCAUCAGACCAGAAGGAGCCGGACUUCCUGACACCGACUUCCUGAUUUACAUCCACGUACAAGCCACCGACAAAUGUAGAGCAGAGCCAGGCGUCCUCGCCUACGCCGUCCACUGCCAGACGGACGCUGGGGGACGUCCUGUGGCCGGUGUGGUGGUCCUCUGCAGGGACAGGCUGAGCGCCGCUCCCUACAGCCACCAGGCUACAGUUCAGACUCUGAUCCAUGAGAUGUUUCAUACACUCGGCUUCUCCAAAGAUCUCUUCAGCUCCUGGCGAGACUGUUCAUCACAUCAAGGAGCUUCAUGUUCUCCUCGAAAUAAAGUGAUUCACUCAGACGGAUCAGGACAGACGAGGAUUUACACUCCAGGCAUCGUCUCAGCCCUGCAGAGACACCUGAUGUCCUCUGACCCCGAGCUGGGCGGGCCGCUGGAGAACCUGGACGAAUCUGCGGGCAAAGUUUCCUCGCACUGGGAGUCCCGGGUCCUGCAGGGAUCCAUCAUGGCGGCGGCGCUGGGAGACCCGACCACAGUCCGGAUCGACCCGGUCACGUUAGCUGCGCUGCGGGACACGGGCUGGUACUCUGUGAACCUGAGCCGGGCUCAGAGUCUGGUCUGGGGAGACGGUCAAGGAGCCAAAUUUGGUUCUCUGUCCAUCUGCAAGGAAAACUCCUCAACGUUUUUCUGCUCUGGAAGUGGAGUUGGAUGUCACUUCCUUCACCUCCACAAGGGGAAAUGUCAGACGGAUCCGUACCUGGAAGGUUGUCGGGUCUAUAAGCCGCUGGAGAAUGGAAGUGAAUGCUGGAGGAAAGAAAACACAAGAUGGCCUCCUGCAGAAAACUGGAGCGGAGAGAUUUUUGGUUUUGACAGCCGCUGCUUCUUCUCCAGCCUCAUCAGACAGGGAAGUGACGUUUGGACCAGCAGCUCUGCUGAGGGUCGCUGCUACAGACACAGAUGUUCUGGACCCAACAGGUACCAGAUCCAGGUGUCUGGCUCCCAAUGGGUGGACUGCCCAGCAGGGGGCGCCGUUCAGGUUAAAGGAUACAGAGGUGAAGUGUUUUGUCCUGACAGACGGUUGUGUCUCUACCCUGAUGUUUCUCCUCCUAUAGACAGAAACUCAUCCUCUGGUUUCACCACAUGCGACCCUGAAGGGACAAUCAUUUCACCCCAGGAUGUGACCUGGUCUCCUCUCAGGUCAACUUCACAGGUCAUGUGGCUCUGCUCCGGUGCUGCUGGGUGCGUCCUGGUCGCUCUGCUGGUUUCGUACUGGAAGCGUAGGACCUGUAUGAUCAGGAGCAGCUCUGUGGCUCCAGAGGAUCACAGCCACCUGUAGAAAACCAACUUAAAAAUAAAAAAAUAACAGAACCGUGAUGCUGAAAUCUGAGAUGUUUUAUAAAAAUGACAGGAUGAU
Messenger RNA from Gambusia affinis (western mosquitofish), 1920 nucleotides. RefSeq names its product leishmanolysin-like peptidase 2. The transcript has 14 exons. Gene Ontology annotation, cellular component: cytoplasm; membrane. The record is from RefSeq and is a predicted model, not a curated record. Gene Ontology annotation, biological process: cell adhesion; proteolysis. Gene Ontology annotation, molecular function: metalloendopeptidase activity. Bases 154 to 1842 code for a protein of 562 amino acids. Lineage: Eukaryota; Metazoa; Chordata; Actinopteri; Cyprinodontiformes; Poeciliidae.